AUGGAUGAUCUGCCCGACCACAACAAACAAUUAGAAGAUUUAAAAUUAUUUACUGAAGAUGUAGACAAAAAAUUAAACGAAGUCACAUCUUUUUUAGGAUGGAGCGUGGACAGUUUAAGCGAUUUUACACCGCCAAUUACUUGUCCCUUCGACAAUGCGCAUCAUUUAUCGGAGAAGAAAUUAAAAGAUCACCUGGAAAAAUGUCAAUGGAAGGCAGAAGGUUAUGCAGAGACAGAUUUGCCUUUAUCUUGGCCAACUCUACCAGAAAAUUCUCCCUUUUGCAUACAAAUAACCGAAAACUUGCAGGAUGAAAUUCUUAAGUCAGCGAAACUGAAUAAUCCUUCGUUAGCAGUAGGUACGGGAAAUCGAUUAAUACCCCGCACUUCUGACAGGCUUAUCGCUGAUUUCACUCCUGAUGAACGAAGAGCGCUUUAUGAAUAUUAUCUGGCGAAUACUGUCCAACCAGACAUUGGAGAAGAUAUUGCUGACCUGAAUAAACCGAAAAAAACUGAAGAGAAAAGAACAUCAUACUUGGAACUACUUGCCCAUGAAAGAGAUUUAAAACGACGUCGAGCUAAACACCGAGGAGUUCAUACGAAUAAAAAAUCCCAGACAGAAAUAUUAAGAGAAGUUAUCAACCAGCAGAUGGAAAUGCUGACAGAGUACAUCGCUGAGAAGAAUCACAAUGGAGCGGCUGAAGUUAAAACGAAAGGUGUUAAAGUAGAGCGAGUAGACACCGAUGAACUUAGGAUAAAAGAGAGUCACAGAGAACGGAGACGAGAUGAUUUUGAUAGACAUAGAUCCCAUCGUUCUGACUCGAGCAGGGAAACUUCCAGACAUCGGGAUGAUGAUCGUCACAAGUACUCCAACUCCAGGCGCGACAUAAAGACAGAUACAGAUAAUGGGAGAAGUGGAUCGCGUCACAGAGAUUAUGACUCUCAUUCGAAGUAUCACAAGAGAGAGGAUAGACAUCGACACCGGCACCAUUCAGAUGAACUUAACCAUCCACAUAGAAGUGAUAAAUAUUCCAAGCAUGAGAAGCGCGAAAGACACAGGUCGCGUGACCGAGAUUCGGAUCAUAAAUCUUAUAAAAAAUAUAAAUAUGAUGAUGAAAAACAUGAAAAUGAUGGUGAUAAAUAUAAAUAUGAUAAAAAAUCACACAGAAGACAUUGA
Molecule: messenger RNA, 1173 nt
Organism: Cotesia congregata
Lineage: Eukaryota; Metazoa; Arthropoda; Insecta; Hymenoptera; Braconidae
Source: the annotation of a GenBank genome assembly